This is a messenger RNA of Drosophila gunungcola (fruit fly), 2468 nucleotides long. RefSeq names its product sex determination protein fruitless. NCBI's taxonomy places the organism in Eukaryota, Metazoa, Arthropoda, Insecta, Diptera, Drosophilidae. The record is from RefSeq and is a predicted model, not a curated record. Bases 563 to 2059 code for a protein of 498 amino acids. Gene Ontology annotation, molecular function: DNA binding; protein binding. The transcript is spliced from 3 exons. Gene Ontology annotation, biological process: regulation of transcription by RNA polymerase II. Gene Ontology annotation, cellular component: nucleus.
GCUACAGAAGUUGACAGCGCGAAAGACAAUAUUAAAUUUAUAGUUUUAAUGCAAUUGAAAAACAAAUUUAAAAAAGAAGAAUACUAUUAGUGCUAGGAAAAACCAAAUUCAGCACAUGAAUUCGACAAUUGUUUGUAAAACCAUAAGAGACGCAGGCCAAAAAAAAAAAAUUUAAAACGCGCGCAUGCAGUAUUGCUUGUUUAAAUAAACAUUAAUAAAAUAACUAUUUGAAUGAGAUGCACAGUAAACUAUGAAGAAGAACGAGUAGUCACUUUCGAUAAUGGCAAUGUACAUAUUUGUAUGUGUUGUGACCGCUGCAAGAAUAGUGUAUUUUUAAACAAGUCUCGGGCGCUGAUAGCUCACGCGCACAGGACACAAGUCCUAACAUAAAAUUGUCGAUUUCACGCCAUCUAUGUAACUCAAAGCGCUGAAAAGCAGCAAAAGUUUCAACUCAUUGGCAAACAGGCUAAACAAGGACCCAGUAUUAAUGCUCGUAUUUUUAAAUAAAGACAAUACACGAGGUGUAAUUUUGUGAAAAAAAACGGCAACGAGUUUGACUACGAUGAGCGCCGCUAACCAGGAAUUUUGUGUGCGCUGGAACAGCCAUUUGGGCAGCAUUGGAGCGGCAUUUCCCCAGCUCUUGGCCGGCCAGAGAUUCGUCGAUGUGACGCUGGCCUGCGAGGGUCACCAGUUGCAUUGCCAUCGCUUGGUGCUGGCCGCGUGUUCCACCUACUUCGAGGCGAUAUUGGCCGAGCAUCCGUGCAAACAUCCCGUCAUUAUAUUGCCGCGGGAGAUCAAGCUAUGGGAGAUUCAGGCACUCGUGGAUUUCAUGUACAAGGGGGAGGUUAAUGUCACACAAGCCGGACUUGGUCAAUUGCUGCGUUGUGCCGAACAACUUCAGAUUCGCGGUCUAUACGGUUCCGAGGCGACAAUAAAUUACAAGAAACUUCAUCAGGCGAGUCUGGAUGGAGGUGGAGGUGGAGGUGGAGGUGCAGGUGGAGGAGUCAAGGAUUCAGGAUCAACCAUGAGAAGCAAUAAGCAUGUGGAUGGUGCCGAGACAGAUGAUGCAGCCACUAAUUCAACCACCUCAACGACAACUAACUCCUCCGCUCCACCGUCAGCAGUUAACCAGCAGCAGCAGCCGAUAGUAUUGAAGCGAGAGAUCCAGGAUGUGCGCCAGAGACCUCAUAUAAAUGGCAGCAAUGCUCAACAGCCAUCUAAGACGACACCUGCCGUUGUUUUGGCCAGCCACUCGAAUGCAGCCACUGAAGAUGACUCCGCCGAUGAGGUCUCCAACAAUUGGAAUGCCUACAGGGACGAUUUUGAGGAUUACAAGGUAUCUCCGCCAGCCGUACGCAACAUAGUGAACGCCCAACUAUCUCUUCAGCAGUCGAGGAUACAACUGCAGCUUCAGCAACAGCAUUAUUUGGAGUCCAAUGUUGAGGACGACCACAACUAUGUAGCCGCUCACGAUGAAAAUAUUGAUGGCAGCUUUGCAGGAGGAGUGGGCUGCGCAUCCGGUCUGUCUGUCAGCCUUGACACUGAUCUCGACACAUCUGCAAACACUUCCGUUGGAUUGAUGCACAAUACCAUCGAUGGCUAUACUUCAUACAAACGUGUGCGGCGCUCAGAGGCAUCGCUGGCACAAGCGGCCAAAUGUGUUUCGAAAGGCGAGACAUUCCAAACUGUCAGCAAUAUGUUCAAUAUUCCCGUCUCCACCAUUCGUUUCUAUAUGGCGCGAAAGGGCAUUCUACCGAAACGGAAACGUGGACGUGGUGCUUCCCAUGCUGGGAACAUAAUUAUCACAACAAACUCAGGAAAACUCUCAACCGUCCCUGCGAACGUAACUCAUCCCCAGUCCCAUCAAAUGUCCUUGGACAGCUUACAUCUAAAGGCCGGCAUCACGAAUACCAGCGGUAGCAAUAGUCCAGCGACUGCUACGGCUACGUCCAUGUCACCAUCGUUUGACAUGGCCAGCUCAGCGGAUAUCGUGCCUUUUCACCUCCAUAGUGAUGCGGCGGAAUUCAAACUGAACGAACAAAAGUUGCACAUGAUCUAACCACGCAGAUUGCUAAGCUGUACUCUACUAGUAAGACAUAUAUAUAAUAAUGAAGAGGGGGACUUUCAAGCAGUUAAAGGUUGGGAAGCUGCUUUUUUUUAUUUUGGGAUACACGAGCUGAUGUGUGGGAUCUUUAGUCAUAACAUAGUCAACAAAACAUUGUACAACUUUUCUCCUUCGAUUUUUUUUAUUACCUUUUGAAGUUAAUAAUUUUAUUCUUGGUUCCUUAUACUUACUGUUCAACCAUAAUUUGUCAUCAAAUAUUUCAGAAACUAUUAUAGUAGCGCUAUCUAACAAGGACUAUGACUAAAACUUGCGUAAAAAUUUCAAAUCUGUUUUUUGUCGCCCAGUACUCUAAGAAAUUACUGUAUUGUUAUAAAGCUAAAUAAAAUCAACCUGGAAACUUAAA